AUGGGUGCAGCUCCCUCAAAAGUAUUAGAAGAAUUACUGGAUGAAACUAACUUCGACAGGUAUGAAAUAAAUAGACUACGGAAGCGAUUCCUGAAACUAGACCGAGAUAGUUCGGGUUCUAUUGACAGAAGUGAGUUUAUGUCGAUACCCGGGGUGGCAUCUAAUCCCUUGGCCGGCAGGAUUAUGGAAGUUUUCGAUACCGACAACAGCGGUGAUAUUGAUUUUCAAGAGUUUAUUAAUAGUCUAUCUAUCUUUAGUGGUAGAGGGGACAGGGAGGAAAAGUUGAGAUUUGCAUUUAAGAUUUAUGACAUCGAUGAUGAUGGAUAUAUUUCUAAUGGGGAGUUAUUUAUCGUACUAAAAAUCAUGAUCGGUAAUAACUUAGAGGACGAACAAUUACAACAUAUAGUAGACAGAGCUGUCAUGGAAAACGAUUUGGAUGGUGACGGAAGGCUCAAUUUUGAAGAAUUUAUGAAUGCGAUAGAGACUACUGAAGUCGCGAACUCUUUGACCAUUGAGUACCAAGUUUAG
Messenger RNA from Eremothecium sinecaudum, 528 nucleotides. It is a transcript of the gene CNB1, whose product is annotated as calcineurin regulatory subunit B. The transcript has 2 exons. Lineage: Eukaryota; Fungi; Ascomycota; Saccharomycetes; Saccharomycetales; Saccharomycetaceae. The record is from RefSeq and is a predicted model, not a curated record. Gene Ontology annotation, molecular function: calcium-dependent protein serine/threonine phosphatase regulator activity; calcium ion binding. The coding region runs from base 1 to 528 and encodes 175 amino acids.